AUACAAACUUUCUCUGUAUGCGUUGAAUGAACACACUGGAAGCCGAAAAACCGACCUACGCGGUUUUUGCUUGAACUUCGGCCUCCGGUUGCGUUGCUUUAUUGCGGCUGUUAUCAAUUUUAUGUUUCGACCACUGCUAACCGAGAUGCAGUUGCCGAUUGUCGGUCGUCGUGUCCGCAUCGUCUAAAGCUGGCAAACCGUUGAAAGAUUAUUCGCGCAUUCGUUCCAUGUGCAAGUAGUGCAUUUUUUGUCGGUUUUUUGUAUUUUUGGACAGUGAUGUGUAGGGUUUAAGGUUAAUCUGGUACUGUUUCAGCACAAACACACACUAUACCCAAGUGCAUUUUUCGAUUCCACAAAAAAAAACUGCAAACGAAUUAUGUAAUGGAAUUGGUGAUAAACCGACUGCAGUUUAGAUAGUGUCGUGUGCAAGUCCGGUGCAAGUGAUUAAUUAUUGUAACUCCCUGUGGAUUGGAAGUUUUGUGUGCAGUUUCGGUAAAAAAAGUGAAUGAUAAAAGUAUUGUAACUCGCGAUUUUGCCAUUUACGAUGCAGACCGAAACCGAGAUCUUCUGUGAUGGAUUAAUUGCAGUGUAGUUGCAUACAGUUGCAUAGGAUUAUUUUAGAGUUUUUUUGCGCGUAGAAUUUUUCCUGAAGCCAACACACAUACAGCACAACAAUGGGAUAGCAAGAUGGUGAAAUGCUCCUACCCAACCAUUAGGGUGAGUGGUUAAUAUUUGAAUGAAAUAUAUUGCGAUUAAAAUUAAUAUAACUCCUACAUAAAAUACUUAAAUUAUUCUCAACUUAAAAUCAACGGUAGCGGCAUGACAUGAAAACACUCAUGAAAAGCAUAAGAUUUUUCUCUCUUAUUUGCAACCCCGUACUCGCUCUCUUUCUCUCUCUCACUUUCGUUCGUUCCUCUCAGUAUGCGAUGGUAACCAUCGCAACGCAAAAUCCACCUCCAACCCUCCACAAGUUACAUUCUCUUGCAUAACUUACGGGGCAGGCGCAAGUGUUCGUUAUCAACGCUUUUCAGUAGUAGCAGAAUCGUUGUCGUUGUUACGAGAUAAAAUACCCGAGAGCCAUCCUGCCUGGUGGUGGUAUUUGGCCACUACAUUUAGCUCGACCCAACACUGUCACCGAAAGCGCCGGGGCUUUUUGCUCAAGGUAAAUCGGUAGUCCGCUCUCCAGCGCAAGUUUUCCUUUUCUCUCGCUCACCAAAAAAUCGUUUCCCACUUUUCCUCCUGCUAGAAAACGCCUGUUUUCCAUCACUUUCUAUCUCGGGUUUUUCCCCUCUCUUUAUAACCUUUCAUUGCCUCGGACGUCUACCCGUCGUGUAUGCACAACACACACAGCAACCGAAAAGAUGCUUUGCUCAGUUUGUGUUUGAUCUCUGAUGAAAAGUGCACGACAGACCGGGGGAAAAAAUUCGUUUCAUCGUUUUUUGUGGUUUAUGCUACAGCAGGGACAUCCUACUACUGAAACGUGCAAGCGAUCGCUCCCGAGUGUUUGGUGAUAGUCCACACAAAAUAAGACAUUUACUCACCAGGAAGAAGAGCAACAACAGCAGAAAAGCGAAGCAAAAAUAUCCAGAUAACACAAAACGGCACAACACAAAACGGUUGUGUAUGAGUCUACUGGGAAACGAAAGAUGUUCGGUUCCAAAUUGCGAUCAUGGAUGGAAAAUCAUAUUGUGCGACCGAGAAAAAAGGGAAACAAAAAUAAAUCCGGAACCAACGGCAACUUCGGUGUCCUGACGACGCAAAAUGGCUACAAGAGUGGUUCAUUUGCAGCAGAUUCCAACAUCGGUAGCCCUGCAAGACGCAGCGAAGUUUCACCGAUUCAAAGCCAUACCACUAGUCGCCGCGGUUGGCACUCACCGAACCAGGACAAUGUUCCGAUUUCACCGAAAUCUGAUCACUAUCCCGUACAGCACCGCAUCCACCAAAGACAAACGCCCGAUGGAGGCGCCCAGUACUGGACGACCGGGUACGGCACCGUGAAUGGGCAAUCGGGUCCAUCAUCAUUUCACCAUCAGCAGCAGCAGCAACAGCAGCAGCAAUUCAAUCCCGGCGUAUCAUCGCCCAAAAGCAUUUCACGCAACGGUUCAUCUUACACACUUGAAUCGGGACCGACAAACGUGUACUAUUCGAAAAGUGUCGAUUCGUACGCGGUGGACAGUUCGCUCCCAUACACCAUGCCGGAGUUUGACUUUCACGCAGGAAAUACCGGCCCAUCAAGGGGCCCGGUUUCCACCGGACACAAUGGGCAUCUGAUGACGGUACACACACCUACGGUGACGCGCAGUACCUACUCGACGGCAACCAGUUCCAGCAAUGAACUGCUCGAAGAGAUGCAUCCAUUCGAAGGUGCUCGCAUUAAGCGUCUACAUCCGGCCGCAACACGCAUCAGCUCAUCCUCGUCCUCGUCCGUCAACUCGACGCACUACAGCGUAAAUAACAAUCACCACAACAAUAACCAUCUGGCCAGUGGAACACUUCCCACACACUAUGGAAGCUCCAAUGGCCAUCAUCAGCAACCGCUGGCACGAACUCAACCGGUUGCGCCAUCUGCCGCCAGUGAGAAUAAGUAUGGUAAACUAUUGCAGCAGCAGCAACAAAAUCCACCCACCAAACCGUACGGUCCCUACUAUGAACAGCAACAGCAGCAGCAGCAACAACCACACAAUGGCAACAACAACAACAACUUACACUAUUCCUCCAAUAGUCAGACAACUUCCAACUCCACUCCCGGCGAUGGUGGCAGCAGUAGGAACGCAUCUCCACUUCCUACCCGUGGUACAUCCGCCUGCACAUCACCUGUACUACGUCCCGCUGCACCUACCAUCAAAAGUAAUCGCAUUAUCAAUGGCAAUAAUAAUAACAAUAACAAUAGUAUCCACCUCGACGGUUCGGCUUCCGGCACGGGUAAAACGAUCACCAGCGGAAGCUCAUUGACGGCCAGCUUUACCAGCAAGUUUCACAAGCUGACGGGUGCACGGUCGAACGCACCGGACGGUGGCAACAGUAAAUUGAAUCAUGUUAAUAACAACAAUGCCACCACAACAACCAACGGCACUGGGAACUCCACCAACGCUGGAUCCUACCAUCAUCAACAUCAGCAGCAUCAUCAUCAUCAUCAGCAGUACCAGAUCAAUAACGUCACGACACAUCUGCAUCCACCGGCACAACCACUUCCGUCGGGAAAGCAACAACCCCUGUCGUCAUCGUCCUCGUCAUCGUCACCACCACCACCAGGAACAGGAGGAACUGGACCGGGUGCACUUGGACCUGCACCGUCACCAACCGUACACCAUCUGCAUCAUCCAUCAACGCACGGUCACCACCAUCAUCAUCCGCAUGGACCGAUGGGUCAUACGCUUUCAUCGCCGGAAAGUGCUUACUCGACCGGAUAUUCUACCGACGGCACGUCACCGGGUGGUUGUUCCUACACGCCCGAAUACUACAUCAAUAUCCGUACCGGGACGCACUACUUCCCGAAGGGCACAACACUACCGGGAGCCCUCCAUGGAAGGACGACAGCUGCAUUUGAACGCACCGGCUCUACGAUCCCGCCAAAUGCAUCGACCGGCAGCCAUCAUGAGAAUGGUUCCAAAUUCAAAUGUGCCCUUAAUCGCAUCGAGGAAAAGCAUGUGGAGUUUUGUGUCGACGGAGAAAUGCACGUUGCCGGACCACGAGCAUCGUGUGCCCCGGUUCCUGCACCCAAUCUGUCGAGCUUUAAGCCCGCUUCCGGUGCAUCUGGUGGUGUUCCUGGUGGAAAUGGAACGGGCGCUUUAUCUCAACUUCAGCAGCAACAACCGUCAGCGGCAGCAGCAGCAGCACAACAACCACAGUCAAACCAACCGCCGAAUGCAGUUGCGAUGAGUCCUAUUAUGCAGAAGAACCUCGGCAUGCAGCAUUACCGUAGUAUUGAAUCUCCAUCUCCUCGCCAACGGUGCAGAAUCCGAACGAACCCUUGGUUGACGACAGCGGAUGGAGCACUUGCCAGUGUAAACUGUAUUAAGCGAACGGAACAGGAUUCGGGAUCUACCUCGUCCGGUAUCAAAUCCAGCAGCGGAACUGACGACAAUAAAAAUGACAACAACAAACCAAACGCACUUUCCGACACAGAUUCCAGUUCAUCCACGGAGAAGAUCAUCAACAAAAAGCCAUUUACACCGAAAAGUCUUAAGAAAAUGACGGGAGACAUUUCGCGGCUGGACAGUAAAUCUGCACCGAUAACGCACGGUUCCAACCAGGACAGUGAUGAGGAUGCUACCCUUAACGAGAUGAUGGGCAAGUUUGAUGAAAGUUACCACUAUGAGAAGGAGACUGACAUUUUGAGUUGUAGUGACUCGGAUCCUACAGACUGUCCAACGGACAUUGACACCGGUCAAGAUGCGGGCGACGAAUGUGACACAGACGAUCUGCUCGAUCUAGACUUCAUCGAUACGGGCUCAGUGCAAGAGGUACCAGAUAAGGAAACCUAUCGGCACACGGCCAGCUGUUCGAUUCAUCAAUUCCCGGAGCGUAAAGCGUCCUGCAAGCAGCAACGAACGCAGAGAAGCAAACGCACCAACGAAUGUGGCGGUGGUUCCAAACGCCGGAAGAAGUUGGUCCGCACGCGAAAGAAAACGUCCGAUCAAUCGUCGGCACUCGGUGUGGGUGAUGGUACGGGCGUUGCUAGCCGUGGAUGUCGUAGCUUAGGAGGCACUCCUGUCUCGUUGCGACGGAACCAACAGGAUCAAGAGUUGCGUACCCCGACCAGAGGUUCGCCACUUACCAAUCGCUGCAAUUCGCUUACCUUUACCGAGGUACAUUCGCUGCACAGUCGAAUACUGGCCAUUUCCGAGAGCGAAAAGGCACUGCUCAAGGCUGACCUCGAGGCGGACGUUAAGUACAAGCAGUUGAUUCACGAAGCCGAAUCGAUCCUGUUUUCGAUGAAGAGCAAUAGUUCGAUUUGCAUCAAAGAUCUAGUCACCGUGCCGCCUCCGUUGCCUCCGCGCGAACCGCAACCUCCAUCUGUGCCAACGCUCGCGAAAGAAGCGCCAACGACUACUACUACCAGCACCAUUUCUAGUCCACGGCGCGUUUGUAAUCCACCGGCCAACAAACGGGUGGAGAUGUUGCGCAACUGCGAAGCUGACCUUAGACGCGAAUUGGCAAAGACUUGCUCCCAAAAGUGUACCGAUGCCAUGGGUAAUCCGGCCGAGUUGAAUCCCGCCGAAGGUGUGAUCGUUAACAAACGGUUGGAGGUGUUACGCUAUGAAACUUCCUGCUCACUGUCGGCACCAAACAGUCCCAAGAACACACGUGUCUUGCUGCCUCGCAAAACCCAUGUCACCAACUUUAUCCACCAUCAGGCACGACCGGCGGGCUCGUCCGAAGCGAACCAGGCAAAUGAUCUUAAAACAAGUGCCAACCUAUCGCCACCUCCACCGCCUCCACGGCGAUUGCUGUCAAAGUCUCCGACCAUCAUGCGGAGACGCUUCCGCAGUCAAAGUCCACAUCUGAAUAUUGAGUCCGACUCUGAUUCGGACGAAGUGAGUCGAAAUCUGGAUAGCAAAACUAACGGCAAGGUGCAUCGUGCCAACCACAACAACAAGGAAAAUCUUACCAACCAUCCGCAACCGAUCAGCUUCCCACAAUCAACGCCUAAAAACAUUGCCGGCAAGCAGAUGAACAACUAUCGCCAUACAAUACACGGUUCCGCCCUCAUGAAUGGUGAGGAUACAGGAAAUGGUUAUGACGGUACCACCGUUGAAGGGAUCCCAAAUGGUGGCAACCAUGGAUCGAAUGUCACAGGAAUGCACAAAUCGCCGCUGAUCUCGUUCCGUUCGGUAGACAUUGGUUCACCGGUCACUGAUGAUAGUUACUGUCCCCAGAGCGAACCACUGAAGCGUAAAAUAUACACCUGCAGUGCAGCAUUUGAGAAAAUACAGCGAAGUCUUCACCAUGAUCCAGAUGCAAAGCAACAACUCAUCAUCGAUGCACUAGCUGAAAUCAAACGCAGCCUGGAAGAUCAAAGUGUGGAGUUGCACGAGCUUAACAAUACGGAAAAUUAAAUUUAACCGUCACCCAGCAGCGCGCUCUAGUGGUCGAUCAUCGUAGCAUCACCAUCCAUCAGCACCGUUGCGCCAUCUAGCGAACGCUGCGCGUAUGAGUUGUGUCUUCGCUAUAAACCUACUCGAGAAUCGACCAACGCGAUUCGAGCAACCGUUACUACAAGCAGCUCGAUUCAAAUGUUUUCAACCUUACUUCCCCUUUUUACCUUCGUUAGUAAGUAGUAAAUUUUUGAAUGUUUAGUCCAAGAAACCUGAACUAUUGGCUGAUUGUUCGUUUUUUGAAUUCACGUUACAAAAAAACCAAAACAAAAAGGUAUAACUACCAUAAUUACCCUUCCAGAAAAGGGUCACACACUACUUUAGAAUUUCGAAUUCCAUCCAUCCAUCCAUUAGGUUGUAGAAGAGUUGAUUCAAUCGCGCUAGUAAUCAACCGCAUAGACGACGCUGACGGCAAACUUUAGUCACGAACUCUAGUCAGUAUCCUUAGGAUAGAAACCCCAAAAACCACCCCCAUUCUUACUCGAUACAGCCAUUAGUCAUUUUAUAAACUAACUAGUUCUCUUACUCGAUUACAUUUCAACGAUAUUCUCGUGUGGAGAAUAAGAAAUUAAGAACUCGGUAUUAGUUUAUAGAAAUCUAGCAACGAAUGCUCUAUAUCGUUUGAGCAUUAUUUUUGUUUGUUCUUACAGAUUUAGUUUUUGACAUUAAAUGUGCUAAAGUACAACAAACUAACAAUGCAUUCCUUAUUAGAUGUAGUAAUUUAAAGUUGUUACUUUUUGCAUUAUGCAAUAUGUAAUAGCGCGAAAUAACUUAACCAAAUAUUUACUUUUAUCCUAUUAGUGAAACAUUCCUUUUUUAUAAUUUCCAAUAAAAUGAAACGUUUAUGAUACAUUCAAUAAAAUAUAGACAUAUAGUGAAUAGCUAGUUUUGUGAAUUUAGAUCAAUUUAGUUAUUGUUGAAGGUGAUUUACUGGUUUCUCUUCCAUAUACUGUUUAAAUAAGCAAUCUUUUAGUUAGAUUGUGAUACUUUUUGUUUUGCUUCCUUCGUGAUUGUACUCCUGUUUUAUGCUGUUAAUCUAUUUUUAUAGUGUUACUUAUGUUAUAGUCUGUUGUUUCAAAUUAACUUUUCCCCUUUUCGACAUCUAUCACUUUCCUUCCUAAUUUUUUUUAAUACUUUCCUGUAGUGCUUUAAGGUAUAGUGUUCUUAUAAACUUUCCCAAACUUUACCAAUAAGGAAUGGAAUAGAUUCCCGCGUUUAUGUAUUUAUAGCAUACAUCACACCCAAAGAAGAAUUGCAAUUCACAUUCAAAGGACCAAGCAAUGCGAGCUUAUGUGCUUAUUUGCCAACAAAAAACCGUAAAUGCCUUUCCAUCAAGCUAAAAAAAACUAAAGUCACAAAACUAUUUAUUCCUAUACACAAAUCAAUCAAUAACAGUGGAACAGUUUUAUGCAGCGUAGUAAAGCAACGUUCAUUAACCACCACAAACACUCACACACACACAAGUUGGGUUAUUGUAUGAUAAAUUAAUAAAUAACUUCAUGGCAUACAAACUAAUGGGCUAGAUUUCGUAACAAUAUUUAUUACCAAAAGCGUCUGAUAAAGAGAAGUAAACUUUGUGGUAGAGUCACAUUGACAAAUACACACACACACGUACAUAGGGCAACCAGGGCAAAAAACGCAAUUUAUUCAUAAUAACUAAUUAUACACUCGAAAACCGUAAGCGUACUGUUAUUGCAUUAGUUGUAGGAAGCAACAAAAAAACAAAACUUUAACAAAAAAAUAUUAAAUAAAAAAAAAACAAAAACAAAACCAAUCGAAACGACGUCAGUGCUUUUCUAGGACUUCCGUUUAAUCCAAGGAUGCAAGAGGAAGAGAAGUAAACAAAUGUGCAAAGUGUCCAUACGAUAAUUAUGCCGGGAAUGACUAACCAAUAGCGAAUCCUUACCAAGCGUAAUUAAUUUCUGACGCACAAGUGUAGCAAAAGUGACAAACAAACAUCACCGAACCAAAAGCUGAAAAGAAAGGAAACCUUACAUCUUCCCGUACAUCCUUAGCAUUGUAACUAUACUCAUUUACACAAUCGUAUACAAUGGCAUUUGUGCGCUACAUAACACUCAACCAAACCUCGUAUUUAAUAAAAAGAA
Messenger RNA from Anopheles funestus (African malaria mosquito), 8203 nucleotides. RefSeq lists its product as uncharacterized. The record is from RefSeq and is a predicted model, not a curated record. Bases 1647 to 6059 code for a protein of 1470 amino acids. The transcript is spliced from 11 exons. Lineage: Eukaryota; Metazoa; Arthropoda; Insecta; Diptera; Culicidae.